Molecule: messenger RNA, 747 nt
Organism: Didymella exigua CBS 183.55
Lineage: Eukaryota; Fungi; Ascomycota; Dothideomycetes; Pleosporales; Didymellaceae
Exons: 1
Coding region: 219-398 (59 amino acids)
Molecular function (GO): DNA binding
Source: RefSeq, a predicted model, not a curated record
ACACGGUCAACGCGGAGCAAGAGGAGGCACAGCGGGUGUUUGAGCAGCAGCAGCAAGCACAACGUAGCCUCACUUCUAAUCAUUUUCCAUAUAACGUACCCCACGGACGAGUGGACCACUAGACGAGUGGACCACUUUUGCCAAGCCCCCACCAAACCACCCUUUCUACACUAAUGUCUCCUUAACAACACCAGUUAGACGCGUCAAAGGAAGCUCAGAUGCAGCUUGCGCUCCAGGCUAUUCAACAAGACACAACUCUAUCCCUGCAACGCGCUGCUGCUAUUUACAGGGUUCUAAAAUCUACACUACGCAGACGACGCGCAGGACAACCUUCACGCGCUGAUUCUAUGGCCAACUUACAGAAGCUGGACAGCAAUAAGGAGAGGGUGAUUGUGUAGUAGUCUGGCCAAAGGCCAAUAAAGGAUAUCUACUUCCUAACAACUUUUGCUAAAAAGCAUGCACAAGUUAACUAGACGUCUAGUUAACUGCGUAGAUAAUAUAUAUCUAGCUUAAGCCAAGCCGGCUAAGCUAAUGUAACCGGCUAGCUCUAGCUCUUCUUUAGCUUUAGAGUCUAGACCGUUACAGAUUGUUAAACAUGUUCUUGAGCUAGAUGCCUGAGGAUUUUCCCCUUGGCUCUCAGAUGUGGCUACUGUGGCUAAUUCUUUGCGCGCUGAGCACAAUCUAGGCCCUAUUGGCACAAACUGGCCCAGUAGGUUUGUUAAGCGGCACCUAGAGCUUAUAGUCAAG